AUGGGAUCUACCGCGACAAUUCUUUUCUUCAUUUUUUUUUUUUUACAAUUUUCUAAUUUUUCUUCUAUUCCGUUCCUAAUGUUUCUUUUUCCUUGUAUUUCGUUUCUAUUUAUCUCUUUCCACUUCUCUCUUUCUUGCUUUAUUGCAUUUCUGUGUGUCUCUUUAUCUUUCCAUUGCAUUUCUAAUUUUCUCUUUUCAACCUAUUCCGUUCCUACCUGUCGCUUUUUUCAUUCUAUUCCCUUUCAACUCGUCAACUUUUUCCGCCUAUUCCGUUUCUGCUUCUAUCUUUUUCUUUUUCUUCUUAUUUCGUUUCAACUUGUCUUUUCCUUUUAUUCCGUUUCUACGUGUCUCUUUUUCCCCCUAUUCCGUUUCUACGUGUCUUUUUUCCCCCUAUUCCGUUUCUACGUGUCUCUUUUUCCCCUUAUUCCGUUUCUACGUGUCUCUUUUUCCCCCUAUUACGUUUCUACGUGUCUCUUUUUCCUCCGAUACUUGCUUCUUUUUUGCUGCUAUUCCAUAGGUAUUUGUCUCUUUUUUCCCUCUAUUCCGUUUCUACUCUUUCUACUUCUAUCUUUUUUCUUCCUAUUCCCUUUUAAUUUGUCUCUUUUUUUCUCCUAUUCCGUUUCUGCUUCUAUAUUUUUCUUCUUAUUUCGUUUCAACUUGUCUCUUUUUUUCCCCUAUUCCAUUUCUACGUGUCUCUUUUUCUUUAUAUUUCGUUUAUACUUUUUUUUUCACUCUAUUCCGUUUCUACUUGUUCCUUUUUUUCCUCCUAUUCCGCUUGUACUUGUCCUUUUUUUCCUGCUAUUCCGUUUCUACUUGUUCCUUUUUCCUCCUAUUCCGCUUGUACUUGUCUCUUUUUUCCAACUAUUGCGUUUCUACUUAACACUUUUUUCUUGCUAUUCCGCUUCUACUUGUCCCUUUUUCCUCCUAUUUUAUUUCUACUUGACUCUUUUUUUUUUACUAUUCCGUUGCUAUUUCUUUCUGUUUCCUCUAUUCCAUUUAUACUCGGCUCAUUUUCCUCCUAUUCCGUUUCUACUUGUCUCUUUUUUUCCUGCUAUUCUAUUUCUACGUGUCUCUUUUUCUUGCUAUUCCGUUUCUACUUGUCUCUUUUUUUCUUGCUAUAAAAGUUUAUACUUGUCUCUUUUUCCUCCAAUUUCGUUUCCACUCGUCUCUUUUUCCUCCUAUUCCGUUUCUACUUGUCUCUUUGUUCUUUCUUUUCCCUUUCUUCUCGUCUCUUUUUUUCUUUCUUUUCCCUUUCUCAUUGUCUCUUACGUCCUAUUCCGUUACCCCUUGUCUCGUUUUUCCUCCUAUUCCUUUUCACCUCUCUCUUUUUUUUUCUUUCUAUACCGUUCCUACUUGCUUUUUUUUUUUGCCUCCUAUUCCGUUUCUACUUGUCUCUUUUUUUUUCUUUUCUUUUCUAUUUGUCUCUUUUUUCUUUCUGUCCGUUUCUAA
Messenger RNA from Acanthosepion pharaonis, 1449 nucleotides. Lineage: Eukaryota; Metazoa; Mollusca; Cephalopoda; Sepiida; Sepiidae. The record is from the annotation of a GenBank genome assembly.